AUGUCCUCUCAGCAAGUCGUCCUCCAAGUUAUCUAUCCCCCAUCAGCUGCAUCCAGCUUUAAUAUGGAUUAUUACCUCAACAGCCACAUCCCAAUGGUGAAAAAACGUUGGGGACCACAAGGCCUGCAAAGCUGCAUUGUCACCACUGGAGCGAAGGACGCAGGGUAUUAUGUGCAAACUACGCUGGUUUGGGAGAACAUGACAUCCCUUGAAAACGUGAAGGAUGCCGAUGUUGUGAGAGAAGACGUCAAGAAUUUUACCGAUAUCCCGCCGUACCGUUGGGUUGGUAUUGUUGCUUAUCAGGGAUAG
This is a messenger RNA of Penicillium subrubescens, 309 nucleotides long. RefSeq lists its product as uncharacterized. The transcript has a single exon. Lineage: Eukaryota; Fungi; Ascomycota; Eurotiomycetes; Eurotiales; Aspergillaceae. The record is from RefSeq and is a predicted model, not a curated record. The coding region runs from base 1 to 309 and encodes 102 amino acids.